Messenger RNA from Nylanderia fulva, 1398 nucleotides. RefSeq names its product THO complex subunit 6 (gene thoc6). Lineage: Eukaryota; Metazoa; Arthropoda; Insecta; Hymenoptera; Formicidae. Gene Ontology annotation, biological process: mRNA export from nucleus. Gene Ontology annotation, molecular function: protein binding. The record is from RefSeq and is a predicted model, not a curated record. Gene Ontology annotation, cellular component: transcription export complex; THO complex.
GACGAGGUACUCCUCGUUAGUGUUUCAAUCCAAUGUCGAGCAAAAGAGACAACCUCUGACAAGAGUGCAGUCAACACAAUAAGCAGACCUAUAGUAUAUACAUUAUAUAUGGAUCAAACAAUUCUGUAUUUUUACUGUGUGCAAAAACAUUAAUAAAUUGUGGAAAAAUGAUAGAAACUUCCGACAAGAAGUUACUUUAUAAUACUGUAUUAUCACAAACGUUUUCUCCCGAUGGAAAUUAUCUUUUGGCUGGCAAUAUUUAUGGAGACGUGUCAAUAUUUGAUCUAUCAAAGACUUUAGGACCUAACAAGAUAGAAGAAAAUGAAUUACAAGGACCUAAUUAUCGUUUUGCCGCGCAUCCAGAACAGGAAAUUGCAUGCAUGCUCUCCAUGGAAAAUUUCCUCGUAACAGGAACACGUGGUGAAAUAUCAGGAUGGGACUGGAAGACAAUUACCUCGAAUAAAACUCCUAAGAGUAAAGCUUCUUGGAAUGUUCAAAUUCCUGCUAAUAAAAAUAAUUAUGAUAAACCAGACAUAAAUUACAUGGUGUAUUCGAAAGCAAAUAAUUUAUUACAUGCUGGUUGUGGUGAUAAUAACAUAUAUAUGAUAAACUUAGAGGAUGGGAGAAUUUUGAGAAGCAUGCAAGGUCACACCGAUUACAUACACUGCCUUGCUAUAAUGGAUAAUCAACUUGCAUCCUGCAGUGAGGAUGGUUCUGUGAGAUUAUGGGAUUUACGUAAGAGAGAGAAUACAAAUGUAUUAACACCCCAUUUAGUAGAUAAAGUUGCUCGACCACGAUUUGGAAAGUGGAUCGGUGCCGUUGAUUUCACAGAAGAUUGGUUGCUUUGUGGCGGUGGACCUAGUCUAUCAUUGUGGCACAUGCGGACGAUGGAGGCAGCGACAAUCUUUGAUCUGGCUGAUCAGGGAAUACAUGUAGCGGAAAUCUACGAGGAACGCGUGAUUGCCGGUGGUGCGGCCACUCAUGUUUAUCACAUGACAUACCAGGAUGAGAUAUUGGCUAAAGUACCAACCUCGAGUCUCACUGUAUAUAGUAUAGUGCAUCAAGAAACACCGCAUAAAGUACUUUGUGCUGCUGGUUCCUCGAAUUGUAUCGAUGUUAGUACGAAUUUCAAUUAUCGCGAGAUGACGCUCAAAUUUGCAUAAUACAAUAUUUAUUAGAAUAUUACAAAAUAGGUAUUGCGUUACAAUUUUAUUUUCUUAUUGAUUAAAUAGAUGGAACAACAGGUACGAUUAACGCUAGAAGUGUUUUUUUGUUUGUAAUAAAUAUAUUAAUAAAAUAUACAUCUAUUUUUUAUGAUACAAUUCUUUUGUACAAAUAUACAAAGGAUACUUACACGACUUCUCUCUGUGCAGCAAAAUUAAUUUUUUAGUAUAUUAA